CCGCGCCCCGCCGUCCGCGCAUCGUCGCGACGUCUGUCUGAGAUUGCCCGCUUGCCCGCUUGCCCGCUUGCCCGCUUGCCCGCUUGCCCCGCGCACCGCGCACCGCGCAUCUGUCGCGCAUCGCCGUCGCGACACUUGCCCGCAGCACGCACGCACGCGCCGCGAACGCCGUCACUGCCAUCGUCGCUGUUGCCGUACCACACUGCGCGACCAUGGACGCCUCCCUGCGGCCGACCGCCGACGAGUCGCGCCCCGCGACGCGCCCCGCCUCGCUCACGCCGACGCCGACGCCGCCGCCGCCGCCGUCGUCGCAGUUGCCCAACACGCAGUCCGUGACCCCGAGCCCGCUCUCGCCGCAGCCCACCUCGCCGCGGCCCACGUCCACGCUCAGCAGCACCACCGCCCUCGCCGAGGCAGCCGCCGCCGUGCUGUACUCGCGCGACCAGGUCAGCAAUGCCUCGGCCGACGAGCUGCGCGCCAUGGUCGACGACCUCAUCAACGCGCUGCGCGACAUGAGGCUGUCCGCCGCCCACUACAAGCUGCAGCACAACAUGGCCGUCAUGGACAGCCAGGAAGCCGCAAGCCGCAUGGCCGUCGAGCUGGCCAUGGCGCAUCGGGAGCUGGACGUGCUGCAGCAGGCCGAGGAGAGGCGUCGCCGCUGCCAGGCCGCGGCGCCCGAGCAGAGCUACGCCGAGACGGCCAACGCCGCCAACGCCGUCGUCAUGGCCGAGAUGGGCCGCCAGAACCAGAUGCUGCAGGCCGAGAACGCCCAGCUGCGCGACCUGUUUGAGCAGCAGAAGCGCCUGACCGAGCACAGAGAGGGCGAGCUGGCCAGCCUGGUUGAAGAAAACGACCGCCUCAAGUCGCGGAUCCGCAAGAACAGAGACCACAUGGCGCCCUUUCUCGAGCACAUGCACGAGCACGGGUCGCCGCGCUCGACCUUUGGCACCCCGCGCCCGACCUUUGGCACCCCGCGCCCGACCUUUGGCACCCCGCACUCGACCUUUGGCACCCCGCGCCGCCUGCACCGAGCUCCUCUGACCAACGAAAGCAUUCGCGGUCCGAACAACUUCGAGGCGCUCCUCCUCGCCGACAAGAUGCUGAGCCAGGAGACUGCCACAGCUCCCGCGACGCCGAGGAUGGCUGCCCACGCACCGAGGCCUCGAGGGCACCACAGAGGUGCGCAGUCCAUGUCUUCUCUCCCCAACACCCCCAACAGGCGACCGCAUCCCUAUGCUAGGCCGCCACGCACCCCGCCCAGCUACAUGCCCGCGGCCAUUGCCCAGUCAGCGCCGCCUGCUCACUACCAGCAGAAGCAUGUGCAUGAGCGACGCCAGAGCUCCAACUCCACCAUCACAGCCUCCAGCGUAGACGAGGAAGAGGCCUGCACCGACCGCGAGGACGACCAGAUCAACGAGUCCCAGGCGAGUCAGAUGGCCGCCAGCAUGCUGCGACAGGCCCCUCCCCCAAAGGCAAUGCACGCACCGCCACCGCCACCGCCACCUGCGAACCUCGUGCAGAGCAGGAUCUUUGGCCACGUGAAGAAGGGCUACAGCUCGACGCGUCCAAAGGGGGUUGAGAAGCGCCCAGCAGAGACUGCAGCGCAUCAUGCCAGUCCGCGCGCGCGCGUUGAUCACGGUGUAGGUCUCGGCAUUGGAGGCUUGCGAGAGUAACGUUCCUGACCCGCGCAGGGCGACUACUACUAGCUACGAUGUUACGACCUUGGAUAUGCGGGUGGAU
Didymella exigua CBS 183.55 is the source of this 1740-nucleotide messenger RNA. RefSeq lists its product as uncharacterized. NCBI's taxonomy places the organism in Eukaryota, Fungi, Ascomycota, Dothideomycetes, Pleosporales, Didymellaceae. The record is from RefSeq and is a predicted model, not a curated record. The transcript has a single exon. The coding region runs from base 213 to 1673 and encodes 486 amino acids.